AUGCAUCCCUUGUCGUUGAGCGUGGUGCGGUCUCCAACCCACCAUGUCUUUUUGUCUACAGUUCGGGUCCACCUUCCCAAAGCUGUCACGCGGAGAUGCUUCGCAACCCACGUCGGACCUUCCACUGCCACCGGUGAAUCUGGUCGCCACAAGGAGCGCGUCGUCAUUCUAGGUUCGGGCUGGGGAGGCUAUACCCUGUCGCGCAAACUAUCACCCAAAACCUAUGCACCCAUCAUUAUCUCCCCUCGCUCAUACUUCGUCUUUACUCCUCUCCUCACUGAUACGGCCAGCGGAUCCCUGGAUUUCUCUAAUAUCGUAGAACCGGUGCGGGACCACCACGCCAAAGUUGACUUUAUCCAGGCCGCAGCGCGUGCCAUCGACCUGAAGAGGAAAACAAUUCUAUGCGAGGCAACCGUCGUCAAGAGCGGGGUGACCGAGACGCCGCGGACGGAUGAUGAGCGACAAUUCGAGGAAGGUUCUCUGAAGCCAGCGGCCCAACGUCAAUGGGAACAAGGGGAGACAUUCGAGGUUCCCUAUGAUAAAUUGGUCAUUGCGGUCGGUGCCGUUAGCCGCACGUUUGGUACCCCCGGUGUGCGGGAGAAUGCGAUGUUCUUCAAAGAUAUCGGGGACGCCAAACGGGUGAAGCGCCGCGUACGUGAAUGCUUCGAGCUGGCCGUCUUGCCCACAACCACCCCGGAGAUGCGGAAGUGGCUGCUGCAUUUUGCUAUUGUGGGAGCUGGUCCCACUGGCACCGAACUGGCAGCAUCUUUGCGCGACUUCAUCUAUUCGGAUAUGAUGAAAAUAUACCCUGCUCUGGCAGGUAUUCCUCAAAUCUCGUUGUAUGACGUUGCGCCUUCAGUCCUGUCCAUGUUUGACCAGUCGCUCUCACGGUACGCGAUGGAGACGAUGAAGGCCGAGGGGAUUGACAUCAAAACAUCUCAUCAUGUCCAGAGUCUGCGCUGGGGGUCUCCAGGAGCUGAGCCGCCGUAUGAGAUGGACCCGAAACACUGCCUCACGCUCAAGACGCAGGAGGAAGGAGAAGUCGGCGUCGGCCUGUGCGUGUGGGUGACUGGAAACGCGAUGACCAACUUUGUCAACGAGUCAUUGGGGUCUAUCGAAGCCUUCCCGACGGAGUCGGCGCGUCUCAAGAAUGAUUCAUCCGCGAACAUGCAGUGGCACUACAAAAAGGCCCCCAAAACCGCCGCAUUGCUGGUGGACGGCCAUCUUCGCGUACAGCUGGAAAACGAAGCCGGCCACACAGCCGUGCUCCAAGAUGUCUUCGCACUGGGCGAUACCGCCAUGCCCGAGACUGGGGCGCCUCCCGCCACGGCCCAGGCCGCAUUCCAGGAAGCCAAAUGGCUCGCAGCCCAUCUGAAUCGCGAUGACCUAGCCCACACGCCGCCCUUCUCGUUCCGAAAUCUCGGCACACUGGCUUACAUCGGCAACGCGCGGGCGCUGAUGCAGAUCCCGCAUGAUCAAUCCAAUGGCAGCACGCGCAACAAGUACCUGCCCGAGGGAUUGACGGGCCGCACGGCCUGGUUGGUGUGGAACUCGGCGUAUCUCACGAUGAGCAUUAGCUGGCGUAACAAGUUGCGGGUUGGGUUUCGGUGGUUGUUGAACAAUUUGUUUGGGAGGGAUGUGUCGCGUUUUUAG
Penicillium lagena is the source of this 1653-nucleotide messenger RNA. RefSeq names its product putative pyridine nucleotide-disulfide oxidoreductase. The coding region runs from base 1 to 1653 and encodes 550 amino acids. The transcript has a single exon. The record is from RefSeq and is a predicted model, not a curated record. NCBI's taxonomy places the organism in Eukaryota, Fungi, Ascomycota, Eurotiomycetes, Eurotiales, Aspergillaceae. Gene Ontology annotation, molecular function: NADH dehydrogenase activity.